Molecule: messenger RNA, 750 nt
Organism: Penicillium vulpinum
Lineage: Eukaryota; Fungi; Ascomycota; Eurotiomycetes; Eurotiales; Aspergillaceae
Product: extracellular proline-rich protein
Exons: 1
Coding region: 1-750 (249 amino acids)
Source: RefSeq, a predicted model, not a curated record
AUGAUGUACACCGGCCUCGCUGCUAUGGGCUUGAUGGGCUGUGCCCUCGCCCUACCACAGGGUCCUCCUGGCCCUCAUGGCCCUCCUGGUCCCCCUGAUUUCCCUGGCUUCCCCGGCUUCCCUGGUGCCCCCAGUGAUGCGCCCACCCCAUCCAGCUCUUUCCCCAGCAGCACUCCCACCGGUAUUCCAACUGCUCUCCCCUUCGACAAGCGCCAGUUCCCUCACGGACCCGGCCAUCAUGGCCCUCCUCCCAGCGACUUGCCGACUCCCACUGGUCCUCCCUCCGGCACUCCUAGCGGUUCUUCUAGCGGCAUUCCUACCGGUUUCCCUACUGAUUUCCCCGUCCCUCUUCCUCUCGAGAAGCGUCAGGGUUUCCCUACCGACCUGCCUUCCUCAUUCCCCUGCUCCACUCCCAGUGGCUUCCACACUGAGUUCCCCACGCCCACCGGUCUCCCCUUCGGCAAGCGCCAGUUCCACCACGGACCCGGUCACGGGGGACCCCCGCCAUUCAGCGAAUUCCCAACUCCCACCGGCUCUCCUUCGUCGGGCUUCCCCACGCCCACCGGCAUUCCUAGCGGGUUUGAGAAGCGCCAGUUCCCCACAGACCUUCCAUUCUCUAUCCCAAGCAGCAUCUUGAGUGCAUUCCCAACUGGUUUCCCUACCGAUCUGCCCUUCUCCUUCCCAUUUGAGAAGCACCAGGAGUCUUCUACUGGCUUCCCUGCUCCAUCGCCCUCUCCUAUUGCUCAGUAA